UAACAUUUCAACCGGCGCCAAGCCAGGGCCAAACGAACCAUUCUCAAGCGGGAGAGCGCCGUGUAAAACCAGAGCUCGCAGAGGAGGAAGAGAGAGGAAGGGAAAGGAAAAAACCAUGAAUGCCCCCGAUCGUUACGAGAGAUUCGUCGUCCCCGAGGGCACCAAAAAGGUUUCUUACGAGAGAGACACCAAGAUAAUCAAUGCGGCGUCGUUCACUAUCGAGAGAGAAGACCACACCAUCGGCAACAUCGUUCGAAUGCAAUUGCACAGAGACGAGAACGUUUUGUUUGCUGGUUACAAGCUUCCUCACCCUCUGCAGUACAAAAUCAUUGUUAGGAUCCACACAACUAGCCAGUCUUCUCCGAUGCAAGCAUAUAAUCAGGCUAUCAAUGAUCUGGACAAGGAACUUGAUCAUCUGAAGAAUGCAUUUGAGGCUGAGUUGGCAAAGCAUUCAAGGGACUACUAAUGCAUAUUUCAGGUGCCUCAGUAUCGUGUGCAUUUAUGUUCUGACUUUAAAAGGAAGUGAACCUAUUACUUUGAGACAUCUUUCUCAUUUUGACAGUUGUGAUGCAUCAAAAGCAGCAAUUUAUCUUAUUGAGACUUUUGUCACAACAGUUUUAUGAAGUCUGUCUUGAAGCAGUUCAAGAAACAAAAACCUUCUGCAUUCUGUAUUAUAGUUUUUCUAACUAAGCUGAUCCCUUACCAUAUUUUACUUAUCUGUGAAUUGAUUAUGUGGUUCCUGAUGGUACUUGCUAGUUAAUUGCAGUA
Theobroma cacao (cacao) is the source of this 768-nucleotide messenger RNA. It is a transcript of the gene NRPB11, whose product is annotated as DNA-directed RNA polymerase, RBP11-like protein. Gene Ontology annotation, cellular component: RNA polymerase II, core complex. Gene Ontology annotation, molecular function: DNA binding; protein dimerization activity. Gene Ontology annotation, biological process: transcription by RNA polymerase II. Lineage: Eukaryota; Viridiplantae; Streptophyta; Magnoliopsida; Malvales; Malvaceae. The record is from RefSeq and is a predicted model, not a curated record.